Manduca sexta (tobacco hornworm) is the source of this 1549-nucleotide messenger RNA. RefSeq names its product U3 small nucleolar RNA-interacting protein 2 (gene U3-55K). Gene Ontology annotation, molecular function: snoRNA binding; protein binding. The coding region runs from base 159 to 1505 and encodes 448 amino acids. NCBI's taxonomy places the organism in Eukaryota, Metazoa, Arthropoda, Insecta, Lepidoptera, Sphingidae. The transcript has a single exon. The record is from RefSeq and is a predicted model, not a curated record. Gene Ontology annotation, cellular component: small-subunit processome.
UGAUCAGUGACAACCUACAUAAAAGAAAAGAGAUGUCAACUGUCAUCAGUCCAUUUGUCAAUGGUUUAAAUUUGAACGUGCACUCUACAUGUGAUAUUUUGUGUCUACAAAAUAUAUUGAAUUGAACUUAUCAAUAAAACAUCAUUCCAAAAGAAGAAAUGUCAUCAUCUUUUUUCUUAAAAGGAAAAUCUAGGCACGUGCAGAAACGAAAGGGUGAAAAAAUAAAGAAAAAACAAUCGAAAAGGCCUACUGGUCCUAACCUCGAAAAUGGUCAUGAUUCUUCCGAAAGCGACCUAGAUCUUAAAAAGUUUUCUGACGUAGACGAAUCUGAGAGUGAUCAUGAAACCGCGGAACAAAAGAAAUUACGUUUGGCCAAAAAGUAUUUAGAAGAAAUCGAACAGGAAGAAGCCAAACGGGCUGAAGAAAAAGAGCUUGAUGAUGCUGUUGAGAAGCGUUUACAAAGGGAUUACCUGGAACAAACAGGUAAAUUAAAAGUAGAAAUCGCAGAUUCAUACGAGCAACCAAAGGAGGAAGACAUAAGACUUAUACGGUGUAAAGAGCACCGCUUAACUCUAACAUGUCUGUGUGUAAGUGGCAAUGGUUUUGUGUUUAGUGGUAGCAAAUGCGGUACGAUAGUUAAAUGGAGCAUAAAAGAAAAGAAAAAAGUUGCAAGCUUAACAUAUAAAACACAUUCAAGUUUACUCAAAGGGGGUAUUUUGUCUCUGGCAGUGUCAACAGAUUCAAAGUUUUUGGCUUCAUCAGAUGAAUCAACAAAUAUACAAGUGUGGGACCCAACUAGUUUCAAACAUUUGUAUACAUUCAAAGGACACAAAGACAUUGUAACUGGCCUUGUUUUUAGGAAGAAUUCACAUGAUUUGUACUCAGCAAGUAAGGACAGGUCUGUUAAAAUCUGGUCACUGGAUGAAAUGGCAUAUGUGGAGACAUUAUUCGGACACCAGUCACCUAUUACAUCAAUUGAUGCCUUGACUCGAGAACGAGCAAUUACCUCAGGAGGCAGAGACAACACAGUCAGAAUAUGGAAAAUUGUUGAAGAGUCACAGCUUAUAUUCAAUGGACCUGUUGGAAGUCUUGAUGAAGUCAAACUUUUAGAUGAAGAGCAUUUUGUAUCUGGCAGUGACAAUGGCUCCUUGUGUGUGUGGAGUGUGAUGAAGAAAAAGCCAUUAAGUACGGUACAGGAAGCUCAUGGCUCUGAGAAUGGUGUUCCCCGGUGGAUAACAAGUAUCGCUACACUUAUCAAUUCUGAUGUUUUUGCCUCUGGUUCGUAUGAUAAUUAUGUAAGGAUAUGGAAAGUACAAGAUUCAUACAGGAAAGUUCUUCCAGUGUUCAGUGUAGAGAUAAAUGGAUUCAUCAACUGUAUGAAUUUUACUGCUGAUGGCAGUAGACUUUAUGUGGCCAUUGGUCAGGAACAUAAGACUGGCAGAUGGUUUAAAUUAAGCAGUGCUAAAAAUGGACUUCUAGUUGUUAAUUUCACAAUCAAGUCUUAACAGAUAUUUGUAGUUAUAACAAUAAUAUAUAUAUUUUAAAAAAA